Molecule: messenger RNA, 927 nt
Organism: Aspergillus costaricaensis CBS 115574
Lineage: Eukaryota; Fungi; Ascomycota; Eurotiomycetes; Eurotiales; Aspergillaceae
Exons: 2
Coding region: 1-927 (308 amino acids)
Source: RefSeq, a predicted model, not a curated record
AUGUCGAGGAGGGGGCAACCCAAGGACAGAAAGCCUAUCCAAGAUAGUCGACAAAACCCCGCUAUAGGAGCCAUUCCGUCUUUCCCGCCUUAUGAACCUUCUCCAGAACCACGAUCGGCUCGAAGGCGCCGGGUGUCCUCCCAUACGGAUUCAGAUUCUGAUCUCCCAUAUCGUCAUCAACGGCCCCGAGCAACACGCACCAUCCAUCGCGACCUAUCAUUACCUCGUCGACGUCCGGGGGUUACCGUAGUCAACGAGCGUGCACUGCACGCACUUGACACACUUGACACACAGCUGGACCGUGAAAUCCGCAGACAGCAAAAAGACAUAGACCGGCUGGAGGAAGACUUGCGUCUUCAUAAACUCAAAAUGGACAUAGAGAGUGAACGAGAGGUCGAAAACGAGAUUUCGGAGCGAUUAAAGAGACUGCAUGAGUAUGAAACGAAAGAGGUACGAAGAAACCUGAAGAGAGCCGAAAGGCGAGCCGAGGAGCAAUCCAAGAGGAAAGAAGAAAUCAAAGCUGCGUUACGCGAAAAGGAAUGGAAAGAGAUGAAGAAGAAGAAAGAAGAGGAGGGACUGCGGGCCCGGAUUAGGAAAGAGUUGCACGACGAAGAGAUUCGACGGAAAUUCGAAGAACGCGAACGUUUCAUUCACGAGAACAAGAUUCGGCGCGCUGCUAUUGAAGACUAUAAGUUGGCGGAAGAGCAGCGCCUUCUUGAGGAGGAGAGGCAGAAGAGGCAGCUGAAAAAGGAGUAUAGAGCAGCCAUUGAAGCGGAGCUCGGGUAUUCCCUCGAGCAGGUGAAAGAUAUUCUCACUAAAACGACAGGCAAGAAAGCCCAGAGGCAGGGUCGGGGGCGUAGCCAAGCAUUUUCUGCAACUGUUCAUGAUGUCUCUAGUGGCGACGAGGCAGAUGUGGAAGCACCUUGA